AUGACUCCACAUCCGUCUGUAUAUAACAGCACAACAUAUUACCAGUAUACCACUAAUAACCCGUGGUAUUAUGACUCCACAUCCUAUUACCAGUAUACCACUAACAACCCGUGGUAUUAUGACUCCACAUCCUAUUACCAGUAUACCACUAACAACCCGUGGUAUUAUGACUCCACAUCCUAUUACCAGUACACCACUAACAACCCGUGGUAUUAUGACUCCACAUCCUAUUACCAGUAUACCACUAACAACCCGUUGUAUUAUGACUCCACAUCCUAUUACCAGUAUACCACUAACAACCCGUGGUAUUGUGACUCCACAUCCUAUUGCCAGUAUACCACUAACAACCCGUGGUAUUAUGACUCCACAUCCUAUUACCAGUAUACCACUAACAACCCGUUGUAUUAUGACUCCACAUCCUAUUACCAGUACACCACUAACAAUCCGUGGUAUUAUGACUCCACAUCCUAUUACCAGUAUACCACUAACAACCCGUUGUAUUAUGACUCCACAUCCUAUUACCAGUAUACCACUAACAACCCGUGGUAUUGUGACUCCACAUCCUAUUACCAGUAUACCACUAACAACCCGUUGUAUUAUGACUCCACAUCCUAUUACCAGUAUACCACUAACAACCCGUGGUAUUGUGACUCCACAUCCUAUUACCAGUAUACCACUAACAACCCGUGGUAUUUUGACUCCACAUCCUAUUGCCAGUAUACCACUAACAACCCGUGGUAUUAUGACUCCACAUCCUAUUACCAGUAUACCACUAACAACCCGUGGUAUUAUGACACCAAAUCCCACAGCCAUGACGGAUCUUUCAAUUGA
Messenger RNA from Biomphalaria glabrata, 831 nucleotides. Its product is annotated as probable ATP-dependent RNA helicase ddx20. The record is from RefSeq and is a predicted model, not a curated record. The transcript has a single exon. The coding region runs from base 1 to 831 and encodes 276 amino acids. NCBI's taxonomy places the organism in Eukaryota, Metazoa, Mollusca, Gastropoda, Planorbidae.